Molecule: messenger RNA, 4484 nt
Organism: Micropterus salmoides (largemouth bass)
Lineage: Eukaryota; Metazoa; Chordata; Actinopteri; Centrarchiformes; Centrarchidae
Gene: mapkapk5
Product: MAPK activated protein kinase 5
Exons: 14
Coding region: 949-2364 (471 amino acids)
Biological process (GO): Ras protein signal transduction; negative regulation of TOR signaling; protein autophosphorylation
Cellular component (GO): cytoplasm; nucleus
Molecular function (GO): calcium/calmodulin-dependent protein kinase activity; mitogen-activated protein kinase binding; calmodulin binding
Source: RefSeq, a predicted model, not a curated record
UUGCGUAGUGCCGACGGGCUGUGUAUCCCCACUGACGAGAAGCUAUGGGAUUAGCAAAAUAGUCCAGAGAUGCGUGUGUCUCCUUGGUCACCUCUGAAAACACACUUCUUUAGCCGGUUCCGUCACCGAGGUAGCGGCGUUGUUGUUACGAACGGGCGCAGAUUUUUAUUACGCUGUCUUACGGAAUAAUGUUAACACCUGUGGCCUUGAGCAGAGCAGGAAAACGAACUUGCCACCUGAGGUAACUCGCUAGCGCGUUAGCAGGCUCGGCGGCUCGACGACAUAAUAGGCUGCUGUGCUUCUCGGGAACACGGUGUGCUCGUUGUGUCAGAUCAGCUCGGCCGCUCAUCGAUGAUAGUAUCUGUGAUUUACAGAUAGCGUCUCUAUCCUUCACGGUUGCCUUUUGUUGUGUAAUCAUCCCCCCUGGCCGUGGGAUGGAGUGGCACCAUCUUACUUGCUAGUGAGCGAGCUAGCAGCUGUACAGCCGGUCCCCAGUGUCUUCGCAUUGCGCUGGCUAAAAAUACACUUCUUGUCCCAUGCUCACUGCCCCUCCAAAAGUGGUGGGCUAGUCCACACCGGACUUCGGAUUUUCUGGUCGCCUUGCUUGGAGUUUGGCACUCUACAUGGUCACUACAGUGAAUUCAGGACGACUUGAAGAGCGAGUCGGACCCCGAGGUUGUGAGCCGAGCUGGCCUGAUCUAACGUUACAUCGUACCGGUUGGUGGGCUUUAGGUCUCCAAGUGAACGAAACUCGGCUUUGGCUUAUCGGUGGCCGAAUAUCAUUUUGCCCUAAUGGCCUUGUACUGCCUCCAGUAGUAAUAUAAGAAGCCUUGGUGCAGCCCAGGGUUGCAAGAGCUAAACUCUGUAAAGGUCAGAGAAAAACACUGUUUCCACUGUCAACUGUCUGAGAUUGGCGAGGCAGACUUCAUCUGUCCGGAGCAGAGCACCAUGUCGGAGGACAACAACGCAGACAAGUUUAUCAAGGAGACAUCCAUUCUAGACGAGUACAACAUUAACUGGACGCAGAAGUUGGGGGCCGGCAUCAGUGGACCUGUCAGAGUUUGUGUGAAGAAGUCAUCUCAGGAACGCCUGGCCCUAAAGAUCCUCAUUGAUCGCCCCAAGGCAAGAAACGAGGUGCGUCUCCAUAUGAUGUGUGCCAACCACCCAAACAUAGUGCAAAUCCUGGAGGUUUACGCCAAUAGUGUCCAGUUCCCACACGAGUCCAGUCCGAGAGCGAGGCUCCUGAUUGUUAUGGAGAUGAUGGAGGGUGGCGAGCUGUUCCACAGAAUCAGUCAGCACAGGCACUUUACUGAAAAGAUGGCCAGCCAGGUCACAAAACAGAUCAGUCAAGCCUUGGAACAUUGUCACUCCCUAAAUAUUGCACAUCGUGACCUGAAGCCAGAGAACCUGCUCUUCAAGGAUAACUCUCUGGAUGCACCCGUGAAGUUGUGUGACUUUGGCUUUGCCAAAAUUGAUCAAGGAGACUUGAUGACCCCUCAAUUCACUCCCUACUACGUAGCACCUCAGGUACUUGAGGCUCAAAGAAGACACCAGAAGGAAAAGUCUGGGAUUAUACCUACCUCACCCACUCCUUAUACCUAUAAUAAGAGCUGUGACUUGUGGUCUCUCGGUGUGAUCAUCUACGUGAUGCUGUGUGGCUAUCCUCCGUUCUACUCCAAGCACCACAGUCGCACCAUCCCGAAGGACAUGAGGAAGAAGAUCAUGACGGGCAGCUUUGACUUCCCCGAAGAUGAGUGGAGCCAGAUCUCUGAGAUGGCUAAGGACAUUGUACGCAAGCUGCUGAAGGUGAAGCCAGAGGAGAGGCUGACUAUUGAAGGAGUAUUGGCCCACCCGUGGCUCAACUGCACUGAGGCCCUCGACAACGUGCUUCCCUCUGCCCAGAUGAUGAUGGACAAGGCGGUAGUCGCAGGUAUCCAGCAGGCCCAUGCAGAGCAGUUGGCCAACAUGAGAAUUCAGGAUCUGAAUGUUAGCCUGAAGCCCCUAAACUCUGUCAACAACCCAAUCCUCAGGAAGCGGAAACUACUAGGCCCCAAGCCCAGUGACAGUUUCUUCAUUCAUGACCCAGAGAACGGAGGGGAAGACUCCAACGUAGCGCUGGAAAAAUUACGAGAUGUCAUUGCACAGUGUAUACUACCACAAGCUGGAGAGAACGAGGAUGAGAAGCUGAACGAGGUGAUGUAUGAAGCCUGGAGGUUCAACAGAGACUGUAAACUGCUGAGAGACGGCCUGCAGGGGCUCAGCUGGGACGGACGAGCCUUCUCUGAUAAAGUCGACCGCUUGAAGCUGGCUGAAAUAGUGAAACAGGCCAUCGAAGAGAAGACGAAUCUUCAAGAAUCCCAUUAGCAAACGCUGUCUUUCUAUCUUCUUUUUAUAUUGUUUAUUAUGACCCUUUUUAACCCAUAUCUGUAAAGAGGCUUUUUUAUGUAAAAAUGAUGCGCUACUUCUUUUUUUUUUUUUUUCUUCAUGAAUUCACUUGCAAGACCUAUUGUACAGCUGUAGAUAUAUUUCAAAGAGGACUCAUUGGUACUAUAAUUUUUUUUAAGGAUUCUUGCAAAAAAAACAUUGGAAAAAAACCCAAGUAUAUUUUCAUUUUUUGCAACAAAAAAAAAAAAGAAAACAGAAAAGAAGAGAAAAAUCAGUUAAAGAAAUUAUUUUCUGGGAGGGAUUUUUUUAUUAGCUGUUUGUCCAAGUAUUUUAUCCCAGUUAUUUCCUUUUUAUUCUAUUUUCUUUUAUCCAUCCUAAGAAUUUUAUUUAUUUGAAACAAAGAGCUCUGUUAUUUUAUUCCUUACUUGUAGCCUGGCGGUGGGCUGUAAUGUCGAGAGAAGCUGUCUGCUAUGCGACUUUGUUCUUCCACACACACGCUCUGAAUCUCAGACUGUGUUUGAGUUAUCUGAAUCUUUGUUUUUGUGUAACUUUCCGCUGACCUUUUUUGCUGGAUAGAGUUCAAGGCAGAGUGGAAAUGGAGGUAAAAGAAAGUGUCAUGAAAUAGACAAAUGCAGCUUAAUUUUGUCACAACCCCUUAUUUGAAGCUGUUAAGUGACGGUACUAAAUACAUCAAAGAAGACUGACUAAGCAGAAACACUAUGGCUGGGUUUCAUUCUGACACAUUUAGAUCAGUCUGUUUUGACAAAAAAAGUCUUAAUUUGUUAGCUUUUUGGAAGUUUUAAACUGUCUCACGGCCUUCUUUACUUAGACUGUGAGAUGCUGCUGAAAGCUCCAGUUAAGACUUUAUUGUCAAACUGUUUCCACGGUCAGGAAUUAACUUUCAUGAUUAACUAAAUCCAGGUAGGUUCCACAAACAUAUACACAUGAAGAGAUGAUACUGUUUGUCAGCUUGUUGCUUCAUCCGCAACUAUGAAGCAAUCGGAGCUGCUCUUACAUAAACUUGUAUCUACUGGAAUUCAGACCAGGGUCAGUUAAUUAAUGUUUAAGUCCUUUUUAGAGCAGGAGAGCUUGCUACUUGAGCCAACAGAAACAUAAAUUAAGUUGAUGUGUUUAUGGCAGAAAAGAUCGAUAGAAAGGUUUAAGCAUAAACAGGUCUGUUAGGAUUUCAGUCUCAUCCAACAUGCUGUGCUACUAAAUGUGCAAUAGGGCAAUCAUUUAAUAGUGUAUUUAUAGUGCAUGCAUGUACAUGGUAGCGAGAUUGUGUGUAUCCAUCUGUCAGUAUUACUGUCUGACCUUCCCUAUUUCAUUUCAGUGGUCUGAAUACCAGCAAAUACUCCCUCCCUUCGCUCAUCCUCUAGAUGUUUAUUAAUAUCAUAUCAUUGAUUAGCCAAAGUGAACUUUUUUGCUCCAGUGCUCUUGUCAUAUCUGAUAUUAUUUCUUCAAAGAGGGGUUGAAAAAAAGGGAUUCAUGUUUAGGUGUUGUAAGGAGGGCAUUGUUGAAUCAACAGAACAGGGAUUAGAUGGCUGAGAGUGCAAGUUUUCAUGUUCAGUGCCUGGUUAUUUCUUCAAUAACGUUGUUUAUUUUAAAAAUCCUCAAAUGUUUGUUAUGAAGUUCCCCUUUGACCUUUUUUUUUUUCUUCUGUGAACAUAUUUUCCUGUCAAGAUUACUGCAUUAACGAUGUCUUUUUUUUCUUUUUUUUUUACCUUAUUGAAAAUAUAUUCUGAGUAAUUAGCAAACAUUGGUGCAAUAUAUUGUUGCUGUCCAGUGAAAAAUGUGUAUCUCCAAUUUUGGUGAUUUUGAGAUAAACUGAGAUUAAGGAAAUUCUCCUACUUCUUAAAAUAAAUAAACCCUCUAAAAACUCACUGGAUUAUCUUUUUGCAUUGUCACAUAUCUUAAAAAAGGCAGUUUUUUCCUCACGAAUGGUUGACAUUUUGGAGACACAGGACAGUGACGAUAUGUAAGCUGAUCCUUUUUCACACCAUUUGUAACUGACGGGAAGAAAAAGUUCAAGCCUUCCUUUUGUAUGUCUUGUAUUUUUUAUUUAGGUUUGGUUUAAAAACUAAAUUCAUCAAUCAUUA